UCGUUCAUAGUUGAUUUUUUCAUUAUCAUAUCUCACGGAACUUGCGAAAUCAUCUCCUUCUGGACAUCAGAUCUUUUACAAUAGCGUUUGAUGCAGGAUAGAUCGCGUGCUCCGAAUUUCAGAUACUUCAACUCUGAACUUUCGAAAUUAAGGAUAUUUGUCGCACGACGCUGAUGGGAAAGUCGGGGAAAGUCGAAAAGUGUGUCGCCAAAUUAUUUGGACAACAAAAUAUCCAGGAUACUCAACCCGUAAUUCACUUUCAUCGUAAUUCAGUAAGAAACUUGAUAUAUGUAGAUCCAAAGCCAUCCAACGCCAAGACAUGCUUGAAAUAACGUGUAAUGAUCGACUGGGCAAGAAAGUUAGGGUGAAAUGUAAUCCAGAUGACACAAUAGGGGACCUGAAAAAAUUAAUAGCUGCACAAACGGGAACGCACUGGGAGAAAAUAGUCUUAAAGAAGUGGUACACCAUUUUUAAGGACCACAUCAAGCUGCAAGAUUAUGAAAUACACGACGGUAUGAAUUUGGAGCUGUAUUACCAAUGAUGAUACGAACCUCUGAUAUUAGGAUUAAAUUUAUACCUCUAAUGUUAAUAAUAAUUUUUUUUUAUUGUGGAAUUACAACGUGUCUAUAACUAUUUCUAUGGGUAAUUAUAUACUUUGUAAAUAACAGUUGAACAAGUCCAGCAUUCAACUGCAUAACUGUAGCGAUUAUAGGUAUUUAAGAUACAUGAUAGUCAGAAAGUUAUAUUUGUUACCCCCAGUUUUUAAAACGUGUUUGAAACUCUACUUUCAUCCAGGUAGAUUUAUAUUUUUUUUUUUAUUAAACAUUAGUUUGGUCUAUGUUAGUAAUUUUUGAAUAAAUAAAAAUUACAUCUCAAACAA
Athalia rosae (coleseed sawfly) is the source of this 880-nucleotide messenger RNA. It is a transcript of the gene ubl, whose product is annotated as ubiquitin-like protein 5. The record is from RefSeq and is a predicted model, not a curated record. The transcript has 4 exons. Lineage: Eukaryota; Metazoa; Arthropoda; Insecta; Hymenoptera; Athaliidae. Gene Ontology annotation, molecular function: protein binding; protein tag activity. Gene Ontology annotation, biological process: mRNA splicing, via spliceosome; protein modification process. Gene Ontology annotation, cellular component: nucleus; cytoplasm. Bases 320 to 541 code for a protein of 73 amino acids.